Messenger RNA from Racocetra persica, 192 nucleotides. The record is from the annotation of a GenBank genome assembly. Lineage: Eukaryota; Fungi; Glomeromycota; Glomeromycetes; Diversisporales; Gigasporaceae.
AUGGCAAAAGUUAAAGAUUUAAGUGAUAAAGUUGAGACAGGCAAAGAUAAGAUGCUUGAUGACUUAAAUAAUUUAACCUUCCCCGAAGGAUAUGCCGAGAUUUAUAAAAAGUUCAGUGAUUUAUUGGAUGAGGACUAUUUGACAAAGAUAAUAAUUACUUCCCGCGGAACGGGAAAAAGCCAUAAUGUCAAA